Messenger RNA from Canis lupus familiaris (dog), 7588 nucleotides. RefSeq names its product phosphatidylinositol specific phospholipase C X domain containing 3 (gene PLCXD3). Gene Ontology annotation, cellular component: synapse. Gene Ontology annotation, molecular function: phosphoric diester hydrolase activity. The record is from RefSeq and is a predicted model, not a curated record. Lineage: Eukaryota; Metazoa; Chordata; Mammalia; Carnivora; Canidae. The transcript is spliced from 4 exons. The coding region runs from base 259 to 1143 and encodes 294 amino acids. Gene Ontology annotation, biological process: lipid metabolic process.
CCUCAGUCACUCCUCCAAGAUGGCAGAACCUUGAACUCUGUGGCCAAGUCUCAGCUUUGGCCCCUUGCUGACUCUACUUCUCUCUACACCCAAGGUGGAGGGUACCUAUGCUUCCCUGUUUCUGGGGUGUUGGCCCUAUUAUCAUAAAAGCUAUCAAAGUAUCAAAUAUGCUAGAAACCUGCCACCAGACAGCAAGAGUCUUAAAAACCUCAGCACUAUGCCAAAAGACAGGAAUGAAACAGGCAGGAAGAGGGAAGCAUGGCACUCCACACGUCAACUGGAUCUCAUGAUUCCUUCAGCUUCUACAUUGAUGAAGCCUCACCCGUAGGACCUGAACAGCCAGAAACCGUCCAGAAUUUUGUCUCUGUGUUUGGAACUGUAGCCAAAAAGCUGAUGCGGAAAUGGUUAGCCACUCAAACAAUGAACUUUACUGGUCAGCUAGGAGCUGGGAUCCGUUAUUUUGAUCUUCGAAUUUCCACCAAGCCCAGAGACCCUGACAAUGAACUCUACUUUGCUCAUGGUUUGUUCAGUGCCAAAGUCAAUGAAGGCCUUGAGGAGAUUAAUGCAUUCCUCACAGAUCACCAUAAGGAGGUAGUAUUCUUGGACUUCAACCAUUUUUAUGGGAUGCAGAAAUAUCACCAUGAAAAACUGGUCCAAAUGCUGAAAGACAUCUAUGGAAACAAGAUGUGCCCAGCAAUUUUUGCCCAGGAAGUUAGCCUAACGUACCUGUGGGAGAAAGACUAUCAAGUGCUAGUCUUCUACCAUAGUCCAGUGGCUUUGGAAGUGCCCUUUCUCUGGCCUGGGCAGAUGAUGCCAGCACCCUGGGCCAACACCACAGACCCAGAAAAACUGAUCCAGUUUCUUCAGGCAUCCAUCACUGAGAGAAGAAAGAAGGGUUCGUUUUUUAUAUCUCAGGUGGUGCUGACCCCCAAAGCUAGCACUGUGGUCAAAGGAGUGGCCAGUGGCCUCAGAGAAACUAUCACAGAAAGAGCUCUUCCUGCCAUGAUGCAGUGGGUCCGCACACAGAAGCCAGGAGAGAGUGGCAUCAAUAUUGUCACUGCCGAUUUUGUAGAACUUGGUGAUUUCAUCAGCACUGUCAUAAAGCUCAACUAUGUCUUUGAUGAAGGAGAAGCCAACACUUGAUUGUACCAUUGGAGCAUCCAUGAGUAAGAUAGAGAAGACUCAUUGUAUUAGACAUAUUAUCUAUAAACACUCUAAUCUUCCUAUUCCACUGGUCUCUGAGGGGAUUAGGCUGAUAGUGGGUGGGAAAAAGGGGAAACCAUUUCUUCAGUGACUAUUAUCGUACUCUGCAUUACUAUAAAUAUUUCAUUUCCCAUUUGAUGAGCAAAAUCUGCUUCUAGUGUUAGAGAUAAAAAAAGACCAGUGAGUUUUGUUUUUCAGAAUUAGUCUUUGUAACGUAUUAACUCAUGAGUGUUUACUUGAUUGCAUUUCUGAUUUCAGCGUAGGGCUCCUACAAUGAUUCCUCUAAGUGAACCUUUCCAUUCCCUCUCUCGCGCGCUCUUUUUAAUCAGAUGCUGUAUGGGACUCAAAAUAAUUGAAUGCCCAACGUAAUGUGUAUUACACUGUUGUACUGAAAUUUGUUUUUGUGAGACUUGGUAUAAUAUAAUAUUCUGUAGCCAUCUGCAAUUGGUCAAUCAUUGCUAACUUUUGGUCAUAGAAAAUAUGCAUCAAGUCAGUUUCCCUGCAUCAGUAAUAUUGGAAGGCAUAAUCAGUAAUUUUUGUGUUAUAUGAAAAUAACAGCGUUUCACAGUAUUUCUAUUUAAGGCAGCUAUAAAUAUAGUGUAAAAACUUUUUUGGAAGAACUAUUUGUGCCAACUCUGUAGUGAAAAAUGGGAGAGGGGGAAAGAGAUGGAUGCCAUUUUAAUUCAGGAAUGUCUUAAAUAAUAUUGCCCUGCAAAUGCUCAGUAAAUGAAAAAUUAUGACAAAUGUGUUAAAAUCAGGAAACUCUGAAAAGAACUCUUACAAAAUCUCUCCUAACAAUUCUCUUGAUUAAAAAAGACAAGGUAGGAAAAAAAGAAGACAGAAGUCAAAGAUUGUGCAAGCUUUCCUAUGAAAUUGGGAUCUCCAAACAUGUAAUUCUAAAUCCCAGGUUUUGCAGAACAUAUUUUGAGAGGCUUUGACUCAAAUUCUUACUUGAAGUUGAGGAAAAAGGAAGGAUGGCAGAAAGAACUAGAGCAGUUUUUGAAACUAUACCCAUAAUGUGUCAAAGAUCCAUGAAAUGUCUUUAUGAGAUUUCUAAAUACAUAUGAUCUGGGCAGAUGCACUGAAAAUUCACAGUGAUCCAUCACUUCUGGGUUCUAUCCUACCCCAGAAUCAAGACUAUGGCAGAGGCAAAAGUUUUAUGGAACCUUUCUGUAUUCCAACGUUUGAUAGUCCUGGUCUACAGGAAAAUAAAAAUGGUAACAUGACUUUGCCUCGAUUCCUCUUUGGUGUCCUUGUAAUAUUUGACAGCUCUAAGAUAACUUUAAAAGAGCACAAUAGCCUUCACCUAUGUGCCUCACAAGAAUAUUGUGAGGCACUUCUACAAAUCUCUAAAUUGCUGAAAUUCUUGUGAUUAUGAAUUAUUUUAUGUUUGUGUUUAGAAAUAUUUGCAUUUCAAUAGUUUCUUGGGAAAAUGCAGUCCAUACAAAGUAGGGCCACAGAAAAAAAAAAAGCAUGCCCUCAGUUUCUAAUUAAUUUAAACAUAGGGCAUGUGAUUUAAUCUUCUAGAUCUAGGUCAGGAGGUUGAUCCCACGGUUAUGUCAAGAUGAUGAAGAAUCAAGAGCUGGUUAUAAGAUUAUAAAUAUUCAUUGUCAGAAAAUAGUAUUUAUUAGCAGUUGCAGGGAAGCAAGAGAAAUUGUUUAUACCGAAGAGAAUGCUUAUGCAGCGUGUAUAGGUCUGCUUGGUAGACCUAUAGCAGGCAUAUACACACAACAGUUCCACAUUACAGUUGUGUGUCUUAUGUCUCGCUACACACAGUAUGCCAACAUCCACCCACUCCCACCAGCAGACAGAUACAGAUGUGCACAGACACACACAGAGCUGGCCAGACACACAGUUCUUUUCAAGUGAAAACAUUGUUAAUAUUAAAUAAUUUAAUUUUAGACUGAAGCCCUUAACAAGGGAUGAAAAGAGCAGAAGUAAGACCUUUGAAAGUAGAGUAGCCAAUCAUAUUCAAAUAUUUUUGUAAAAUAUUCUAGCUUGGGACUUAAUUAUUUUACAAAUAUGGUUUUCUGUCCACCUUUCGUCCUCUUGUGGUUUAUUAUCUUUUUAUCUCUUUAACCUGUUAUUCAUGUGCAAUUGAAUAUAAAUCCUUUUUAAAAGACUAUGGAUUAUUGAAAUUUUCAUCCUGUAAAUUUGCUUUGUGAGCAGAUUUUCUCUCUGAUGAUUCAUUAUUCAUCCCUCAGGAGGAUCUUUAGCCAAGCACACUUGCAAUGACACAAGGAUUUGACUUAUAAAUAUGACAGAAAACAAAUCUUUCAACAUAUUAAUGAAGAAUGAAUAAAAUAUAGAGGUAACUAUGUUGUAUUUUCUUGCACUUAGAUGCUUUCUUAUAAUGUUUGCUUAGAAUUAGCUUUGUCACAUUUGUCAUUUAGGUGCUGGGAAAAAACAAACAUACUGAAGCUUUAGACUAAUUGUGCAGUUUUUUAACUGGAGAAAGCUUUUUAUUGCUAUUAAUGAUAUGCACACAGAAACCUUGUUUGACAGAAGGUAUUUUCAAGUCAAUGUUAUGAUUUCCAUGUGGACUUAUAGUCCCUAUGUAGCAGGCACCAAGAAUAAAUGGACUUGCCUUAAUUUCUAAAGGAGGGAACAGAUAGAAGUGAACCAGGGGUCCUCCAGCUAGAGGGAGAUCACCGGGAGGGAGUCCUUGGAAAGGAGAAUGGAGAGAAGGCAUCUUUGGCUGUCUUCUGUCCAUUGGCCCUGCCCUGGAGCACACUUAGGGAACAGAUUGUGGGCCUUAAAUAAACAGUGAGGGUGAGGACUAGUAUUAUGCAAUCAGAGCUUACCCUCAGCCUAUGCUCCUUUGUCUUAGCAGGGCAUUGUCUUUCCAGAGAGCUAGGAGCACAAGGGCUACAAAUAGGCCCCAAGAUAGUAGGAGAUACAUCUUGGUGCACUUUUUUGUUUUGGAUCGGUUUCUUUCUUCUUUUUUUUUUUUUUUUUUUCUUAAGACUUUAUGCCACAAGUCCUGCAAGGCAAAAAAACAGAAACAAAAUCCAACUUUUAGUCAAUCUGCUGCAGGAAAUCAAAGGCGUGGGUGGGAUGAGGGAAAAUAUGCAAGAAAUAUCAUUUAUUUGGUUUGCUUUCCUGUCUAUAAUUUUGAAGGACCAAAAUAAUGAACACUCCUGCCAUUAUCAUUCAUGUCUCCCUUAUUACUACACAAUCAUAUGAGUGCAGAGAAUGAGGAGGCAUCUUUGAAAAGCCUUAGGAUAUGCUAUAUGACCUCAAUAUUCACUUUCAGCCAUACUGGGAAAACUCACUUUUCAUGGAGCGCCACCUAACAGUGAAUGUACUAGAGCAUGAAGUGUUUGGCAUGUAUGCACCUGUAUGUAUACACACAUGCAAACACACACAGGAUGCACAUGUCACACACACACACACACAUUAUUCAAGUUAAAACUGCACUCUCCAAUCACUCAACUUGAUUCUAUUGCCAUUUUAAUUCUUAAAAUCAACAUUUCUUACAUUAAUGGGCACAAACAUAAUUCAAAUAUUUAAGAGGGGAAAAAAUCUCUAGAAAAUCAGUGAAAAAUAAGACCUUCAUAAACAAGAAAUGCCUAGCAGUAAUAGUCUAAAUACUUUGUCAAUACACUUCAAGGCUGGAGAACUGAAGAUAGACUUGAAUAUAAAUUACAAGCAGACACUCAUCUUUACUAAAAGCUGUUUUAAGUUCUUUGAGGUCCUGACAUGUUUUAGCCAGAGUUACCUGUUCAGGACUGGAAAGUUGGAAGUCUCAGGAAAUGCAUGUUCUCAUGAGUCUCCAGUUCUAGAGUUUUACAGAUCCAGUGACACAAUCUCCUAACUUUUGGCCACUCAUCCAAAUGAGAGUUCCAUAGAGAGAGUGCUCGAGUUUUGAGUUGCUAACAGAAAACAAUGCACAGUGUCCUUCAGGAUAUGCUAAGCAAGGUUUUUAAAGGUAUUUUUAUUUUACAGCACUUUAGUCUUUUCAACUAGAUUUCAGUGACACAAUGGUGUAAAUGCUAUAUUUGCCAUAACUUCUUGGUGGCUCCUGUGUUACAUACAGUUUUAAAUAAUGCUCUAAAUUGUUUGUUUUCCCAAUGACAUCAAUAAAAUGUUCUGUAGAAUUUGUAAAAUGUAUUGAUUGAAUCUGUUGAAAAUUGUGCAGUUUUUAUUUCAUUUGUGAUACUAUUUCAUAGGUAUUAGUUCUAAAUGUAUAUUUGUAUGAGUCAAAAAUAUGUGCUUGUAUGUGGUUUGUGUGUUAAUAUAUUGUAUCUUAUCAAAAAUCAAACUUAUCCUAAAGAAAAAGGGCACAUUAUGACCAGCCUUAAAUCAUUGCCAUUUUUUGUUGUAAUCUGGGAUUAAAAUUUCAAGAGAAAUAAUGUUUUUGUUUAAAAUGGCCUUUAAAAAAAAAAAUCACAUGAGGAAUGUGCUUUAGAAAUUACCUGAGUUCCCUCAAGCAAAUAGUUAAGCUUGUGGAGCACCUGAAGCUUCUCAAAAGUGUCCAAUGUCAAUCAUUUAUUAACUUAAUUAUCAUGCAGAAAAUUAGAUUCACAUUUGUUUCCAUCAGCAACAGAACCAGUGCACUUCAAAAGCUGUUCUUCCAAACACGGAACCAUUCUGCAUGUAAGCAUAAGUUUUCCAUAAAAAAUCCUUUCUUCAAAACCAUUGCUUUUUAAAGUUUGGAUCUUCUCAGUUAAGAUGAACUCCCUAGGCUCUGUGAGAGUUGCUAAAGACCCAUCAACAUUGGAUGGUUCCAACAUGGUUCCCUUCUCAAAACACAGGCAUGCAACAUCCUUUUACACUUUUGCUUUCUGCCUACGUGUAGUCUAGCAAUAGAAAACGCGUGACUAAUUCAAGGAUCUGCAUGAGUUGUCAUGCUCAAAGCAAAAACUUUGUCAUCUUCCUUGAGCCUAGGAUCUGGGUGUGGAAUAUUAAUCAAUCCUCUUAUGACCUCUUCUUUCUCCAUCUUCAAUUAUUUCUUUUCCAUAUUUAGGCUUGUCAGUUAAAACACAGGACACCCAGUAAAAUUCUAAUUUCAGAUAAAUAAUAUUUUUAGUAUAAGAAUUUUCAAAACAUUUCAUGAGACAUACUAAAAACUUACUCAUUGUUUAUCUUAAGUUCAAAUUUAAUUGGAUGUGUCCUGUAUUUUUCUUUAAUCUGGCAGCCCUAUCUGUCUUGCCUUUCUCUUUUUCAGAUGAGCUAUAUAUAUAAUGGAUGGUGAGCUCCUACCUCCUUCUAAACCCCUAUACUAAGAUAUCUCAUGGAAAUCUAUAGUCCUAAUACCCCUCGUGAAGGAAAGUGUUGGUCAAUCCCAAGUUCCAUGAAUGCUUUACAAAGGACCAACUCAAAUAUAGAUGGCAUAAUCAAGCAAGUGCCUCUAUAAGAUUAAUGCCACCACAUUGAAAAUUUUCCUUUAUCAUUCCAGAGUCUCCCCCAUUAAUCCCAUAAAUGACAUUCCCCAGUAACUGGGAUACCCCCAAACACACUCCAUGUUAAAAAUGCCCCUAGAAAGUGGUAGUACUUUCCAACUCAACUUAAAAUUCAAUUUCUUUUUCACUCACAGAGGUAACAGUCUAAUCCAUUACUCCCCUCUUUACACCCUACCACAAAUUAUUUUUAUCAGUUUAGAACUGAUCAUCUAUGGAAUUAUAGAACAUUGAUACAGAAAAAAAAAACUCUCUUGAUUGCUGAAAAAAGAAAGGUAAAAAGAGUCUGGGAUAUAGGCACAACUUUGUCAGAACUUUCUCAGGAAACUUGGUUGCUCAAGGGAUAGAACAUGGACCCUGACAAUGAACCAGUACCUGACAGGGAGAUUUGGCAAAGCAGAUUAUAACAACCAGCAUUUUUUUUAGAGGAAUUGAAAACUCAAGACACCCCAGGGUAAGAACAAAGAUAUCUAGGGCCAGUUUCUAGAACAGUUUGCAGAGAAUAGAAUUAUGUUGGAAUUCCUAAAAUAGAGUUUUCAAAGACUGUUGUAUCCAACAGUGAAUCCUUGAUGUGGUCUGAAUGUGGAUAGAGUUUUGGAACAUUUUUGGUACCUACCUCCUUUCUUGAAAUUCCUAUAAGUGACAAUAAAAUCCAAAUUCCUUAUUACAACGUUUCCAUCUCAUGGUCCCUGCUUACACAUAUUCUUAUUUGAUUUGCUUAAUUUCUAAAGGAUGGAAGUUUGCAAAGCUGGUGACAUUUCCUUCAUUAGACACCUGAAAUUCACCAGAGGGAGACAGAUCUGUGCCUUCUCUUUUUAGGAUCUGGUCAUUGAUAAUUUAAUGUGGUGUAAAGAAAAUACAUACCUACCACUGUUCUGUUUAGCAAAUGUGAAUUUUUUGGAUAAGAUUAUUGUUCUUAAUGUAAAAAAAGUUUCUUUGUAUCCAGUGAAAUGCUAAUAAAGUCCUGGUACCAGUUAUCUUUA